This is a messenger RNA of Blepharisma stoltei, 811 nucleotides long. The record is from the annotation of a GenBank genome assembly. Lineage: Eukaryota; Ciliophora; Heterotrichea; Heterotrichida; Blepharismidae.
AUGAAGCUCAUAGUUUGUGCUUUCUUACUUUCCCUUGCUGCAGCUAUCCAAGUAGUCCCAGUCCCAAGCCCUUCUGAUGGAUUCAUUCAAGGUCCUUCCCGCUCCAACUACACUCUCGAAGUUUUUAUCGAUUUUCUUGAUACAAGAUCAGCUACAGCCUUUCCAGCUGUGUUAAGUUAUUGGUCUUCACAAAAAGGAUGGCUAGAACUGAUCAUUCAUCAAUUCCCAAUGUCAUACAAUCUCUUCUCAUUCCCUGUCUCUCAAGCUGGAAGAUAUAUCCAACAAAACUACAGAACCAAAUAUAUGGACUUUGUGAAUUAUUGGUUUGCCCAUCAACAGUCCUUCAUUUCAAGCAUUGGUACACUUGACUUCCAAACUGCUAAUGCUAAAAUUGCUCAGCUCACCAACGCUGCAACAGGAGUACCUAUAACUGGUAUCACUAAUGCGCUUACUUCGGCAAUGAGCAAGCAUCAAAAUUAUAUGAAAAAAAAAUUAAUUUUUCCUUCAAAUAUUACACAUCAAGCAUAAAUUUAUAACUAUUAUAUCCAAUUGUUUCUAUAGUAAAAUUUUUCAUAUAUAUUUUAUUCUUUGUGAAAGAUAAAGGCUUGAUUUUCUAAUAGAUUUUUCAAUGCCCCGCUAGGGAAUUAGUAACCAAACAGUCAACUGGAGCACCAGAGUUUCAUGGAAAUAUGGCGCAACAAGAAAUCUUCCUGGAGUCCCAUCAUAUUUGGUAAACGGUGUGUGGGUGCCUGAUGCGUAUAAUUUCACUAGCGUUUCUGACUGGACGAAUUUCUUUAAUUCACUUAACUAA